This is a messenger RNA of Marmota monax (woodchuck), 2810 nucleotides long. It is a transcript of the gene Gpr119, whose product is annotated as G protein-coupled receptor 119. Bases 198 to 1205 code for a protein of 335 amino acids. Gene Ontology annotation, cellular component: membrane. Gene Ontology annotation, biological process: adenylate cyclase-activating G protein-coupled receptor signaling pathway; regulation of metabolic process. Lineage: Eukaryota; Metazoa; Chordata; Mammalia; Rodentia; Sciuridae. The transcript has a single exon. The record is from RefSeq and is a predicted model, not a curated record. Gene Ontology annotation, molecular function: phosphatidylcholine binding; G protein-coupled receptor activity.
GACUCAAAAGAGAGAGAGUGAAUGAUUUUUAAUGACAUCAAGAUCCCAAAGAUUGGCAAGCUACCAGCCUGAACUGCCAGUGAUGACCAGAAUUGUGUUAUGGCUCUGAGCCCACAGAUCCUCCUCAUCUGAGCCAUGAGAAUUUGAGCUGGAAAGCCAGCAUGCCUUGGUAAGUGGAAGUCAAGCCACAUCAAGACAUGGAGUCAUCUUUCUCAUUUGGAGUGAUCCUUGCUAUUCUGGCCUUCCUUAUCAUUGCUACUAAUGCACUAGUAGCUGUGGCUGUGCUGCUGUCAAUCCACAAGAAUGAUGGUGUUGGUCUAUGCUUCACCUUGAAUCUAGCUGUGGCUGACACUUUGAUCGGCGUGGCUAUCUCUGGCCUAGUUGCAGACCAGCUCUCCAGCUCUGCUCAGACCACACAGAAGACCCUGUGCAGCCUUCGAAUGGCAUUUGUCACUUCUUCUGCAGCUGCCUCUGUUCUCACAGUCAUGUUGAUUGCCUUUGACAGGUACCUUGCCAUUAAAAAGCCCCUCCGCUACUUUCAGAUCAUGAGUGGGCUUGUGGCUGGGGCCUGCAUUGCUGGGCUAUGGUUAUUGUCUUACCUUGUUGGCUUCCUCCCACUCGGAGUCUCCAUAUUCCAGCAAACCACCUACCAAGGGCCCUGCACCUUCUUUGCUGUGUUUCAUCCAAGGUUUGUGCUGACCCUCUCCUGUGCUGGCUUCUUCCCAGCCAUGCUCCUCUUUGUCUUCUUCUACUGCGACAUGCUCAAGAUUGCCUCCAUGCAUAGACAGCAGAUUCAAAAGAUGGAGCAUGCAGGAGCUUUGGCGGGAGCUUACCGGCCCCCGCGGUAUGCAAGUGACUUCAAGGCUGUCCGCACUGUGUCUGUUCUCAUCGGGAGCUUCACUCUGUCCUGGUCCCCCUUUCUUGUCACUAGCAUUGUGCAGGUGGCCUGCCAGGAGUGCUACCUCUACAAAGUGCUGGAACAGUACCUGUGGCUGCUUGGUGUAGGCAACUCCCUGCUCAACCCACUCAUCUAUGCCUAUUGGCAGAAGGAGGUGCGGCUGCAGCUCUACCACAUGGCCCUGGGAGUGAAGAAGGGGCUCACCUCACUCCUCUGCCUUCUCACAACCAGGAAUGGUGGUUCAGAGAGGCCCAGGGAAAAUUCCUGUCACAUCAUCACUGUCUCCAACUCAGAGCUUGAUGGCUAAGAUGGUAAGGAAGGAGAAGUUUCAAAGUGCCCUUCCUCUCCUGAUUCUGGACCCCAGCUAAGAGAUCACGUGGAGCUAAGGGAAUGAUAAAAGUUGCCUCAGAUGACUGACCACCCCACCUUCCACAUCCCUUCACCCCCAGAAUGAGAGGCAACUGGGACAGGGUCCUGAUUUUCUUCUAUAACCAGUUUUUCCAUCUGCAAAUCUCCAUUCCUCCCUGUCCUUCUUUUGAAACAGGCCUGUCUCCUGUAUAGUAUACUUAUUUAAAGCAAGAAAUGUACUGCUACAAAGCUGUUUGUAUAACAAAUCUUAUUUUUGAACAUAUCAGAGCAAUACUGUCCAACAGAAAUAUAAUGCAAGCCACAUAACAGUUUUUAAUGUUCUAGUAGCCAUGUUAAAAAGGAAACUGACAAAAUUAAUGUUAAUGUUCUUUAACAUCUCAAGCUUUAAUUUUAAAUUAUUAUUCUAAUUGUACAUGUUUAUGGAGUAGAGUGUGAUAUUUCAAUACACAUGUAUAUGUAAUGAUCAAAUCAGAGUAAUUAACAUUUCCAUCUCCUUAAACAUUUUUGUUAAUGUUUUAUUUAAUGCAAUAUAUACAAAGUAUUAUCACUUCAACAUGUAAUCAAUAUUAAAAAUUACUACUUUUUUCACACUAAGUCUUUGAAAUCUAGUGUGUAUUUUACUCUUACAGAUUAUCUGAAUUCAACCUAAUCAUACUUCAAAUGCUUAACAGCUCUAUGUGGCUAAUGGCUCCCAUACUAGACAGCACAGAACUACAGAAAUAAGGGUUUUUUUUUAGUUGGUAAGUGAGGAGUUCUUGUACCUCCUACCUUCUUUAAUAUAAAUCAGGGAUUUUACAUAGUGAGUUUGCAUAAAACAUAGGAACUUGAAUUAGAGUCUAAAGCUUGUCUUUCCCCACACUUCAUGGAAUUUAAAUUGUAUUAUUUGGGAAACAGCCUAUUUUGUGAUUAUUUCUGCUACUAUGUCACCCAAUCCACCACCACCUUAACUCUCUGGUGCUCCUUUCCCCCAGUUGUCUCAUAUGUAACUUAUAGAUACUUACUGAUAACAAUGCUCAAACACAAAUUCUGAGGCACUGGAAAGGAAAAGAGGGAAAAGAGGUAGAUACCAAGGCAGACACAGCCAAGCUUUCCAGCCUGGACCCACUUUGACCCCCAGAGAUACACUUUCAUCCAGUUACUCCCAAAGUUGCAUUUUCCUAAGAAACUCAGUCACACAAGAAGAUGCCACCAAAAUGGUAGAGGAGGCCAGCUGAGGAGCAGGUACCUCAUUCUUUUUUCUGUGGGGUAUAAAAUGACAAUUGGCAGCUGGGAAUUUUGCUCAGGCUACCUCUGGGAAGCCGUGGCAGGAAAAUUCAAGGACAGAAUGACACUCUGAAACCACACUCUGCCUUCCUAAGUUCCCUGUAAUUCAUUCCUCAACCUCCUGGUCUCCACAGUGGAUUCUUAGAAAGUUUAGUUCACAAGGCCUUAAACUGAGUUAUCUCCUCAGAAAGUUAGUGAGUUGAGAACAAAAGAGGGCAACAAGAAACUAAAAUGAUGUAGACUAAUACAUUUGGGAUUUGGUGUUGAAGCAACCCUGGAA